Bradysia coprophila is the source of this 3933-nucleotide messenger RNA. RefSeq names its product TBC1 domain family member 16 (gene TBC1D16). Gene Ontology annotation, cellular component: early endosome. NCBI's taxonomy places the organism in Eukaryota, Metazoa, Arthropoda, Insecta, Diptera, Sciaridae. The record is from RefSeq and is a predicted model, not a curated record. Gene Ontology annotation, biological process: activation of GTPase activity. Gene Ontology annotation, molecular function: GTPase activator activity.
UCUUUGCAUUCGUGUGAUAAAGACGUAUUUAUAUACAAUACAACCAGCAGCACAACUUGUAGUAUACAUCAAUAUAUUCGGUGAAAAUACUGAAAAUUAAUCGAUUAAAGAGUUGUUUAAGCGAAUGAAAAUUAGUUCGAUAUUUUUGCCCAGUGCGUUUAUUGGAUUGAAAAAUCGGUUUUGACGGGUUCAAAGAUUGUUAAAUUGUGAUAAAAUGUUCUCAUAAUACUGCUGGCAGCGGAUAUUGUCUGAAUUAUUUGGAGGAUAUUUGAUAAUCAAAAUUAACAACAAUCCUAACUCACAAUGCCUAUCGUCAAUAUAAUAAAAAAAGCAUCCAGCUACAUCUUAGGAUACGACGAAUCCGCCGAUAAGGACGAUCAAAUUUAUGAAGACAACGAAGUACUGUUUUGCAAGAACAAUAUUUGUGUUCAUCCACCGGCGUUCGCAAGACAAGAAUCCGACAUUCUACAUUAUCCCGGCUAUCUGACCGUAACGACAAAGACAUUCGUCGAUCAAUACAACAACGCAAAGAGACCGACACUGAUGCUUACAUGGAUCCCAAAUGCAACAUUGCGUAAAUGUCCAUCGACCGUUGAAAAUUCGAUCAUUCAUCGACAGUUUUCGGAGGAACUCAAGCAGAAUAAGUUCUUACAGCAUCUGAACGAGAAGAACGCAUUGAAAAACGGUUCGCAAACAUCGCUAAUUAGCACCCACAGUAUAGUAAGCAACAACACCAAUCCGUUCCUCGAACCGUAUUUCUGUAACAGUCCGUUGCCCGACAAAAAAGUAUUAAACAAUGAAAAUGGUGAUAAUUUCGAUGCAAUCAGUGUAAGCUCAAGUUCAGACAAAGCAAGUGUCAGCACUCACAGCCGGGAUGACGCUGCCGACGACGAGGAUGUGUUCACAGUUGGCAUUGAAUCACAACCGAUAAAAGAAGAAACGGAAGAUGAAAUUCAACUGAAAAGAGAAUUGGAGCCGUUGCUGGGUGGAGAAGGUGGAGUAGAUACCGUCCCGAAUAUGAAAUUACCGUUACCAUUCCAAACUCAACAAUCUGUUACGUCUGUAAACAUCACAAUUGCCAAUCCACGUAUUCAAAACCACGAUAUAUCACCGACGGAGAGCGUCAAACAGCAAAGUGAUAAAUUCAUGCGAACACUGUCGACUAGCUCUCAGGACGAUAACUUCAGUCCGAACUGGAUGACACCGGAAUUGUUUGCGUACAAACACAAUUUAUCAUUUCCGGAUAGUGCUACAGCAUCGCCAGUUGUGACUAGGAAGCAAGUGCCGCUGAAAUGUAGAAGAUUCUCUGUUGAUCUCAGUCAAAUGCGAUCACUGCGGCUAUUUUUCAAUGACGAAAAUUGCACGUCCGGACAAUUGGUAAUUGCGUCUCGUGAGUCUCAAUACAAAAUUCUUCAUUUUCAUCACGGUGGUUUGGAUCACCUAGCCCAAGUAUUACACCAAUGGCACUGUCUACUUCAUAACAUCAAGCUAGCACCAGGAACUUUAGGAAAUGACGAGCCAAAUUUACCAUACCGUCAAUUUAUGGUCUGUCGACCGGAAGUGAAAAAAUCAGAAUUACAUCCCGACGAAGACAAUGUGAAUAAAAUCACAACAGACUACUUCUACGGCACACUUCUCAACGAAAAGGGACAGAUCGAAGAUGAUUUACUGUUACGGAAGUGCGUAUUCUUUGGCGGACUAGAAAAAAGUUUACGGAAAACAGUGUGGCCAUUCCUGUUGCAUUGCUAUUCGUUUGCAUCGUCAUUUGAGGAUAGAGCUGUUCUACUGGAAAUAAGGAAGCAGGAAUAUGAAGCCUUGACGAGAAGACGAUUGUACUCAAUGUCUCCUGAAGAGCAAGCGCAAUUCUGGCGCACUGUCCAAUGCGUCAUAGAGAAAGACGUUAUCCGUACCGAUCGUGGAAAUCCGUAUUUCGCUGGCGAUGACAAUCCAAAUAUCGAAAUUAUGAAGAAUAUCCUGCUGAACUAUGCCUAUUACAAUCCCGGACUGUCAUAUACGCAAGGUAUGAGUGAUCUACUAGCUCCUGUUUUAUGCGAAGUUCAAAACGAAUCGGAAACUUUCUGGUGCUUUGUUGGAUUGAUGCAAAGAGCGAUUUUCGUGUGCACUCCGACCGACAAUGAUAUAGAUAAAAAUUUGAGUUACCUUAGAGAAUUAAUUCGAUUGAUGGUUCCUAAAUUCCACGAACACUUGGAAAAGCAUACCGAUUCCAUGGAGCUACUGUUUUGCCAUCGAUGGAUAUUGCUAUGUUUCAAGCGAGAAUUCACGGAACCCGUAGCAAUCCGAAUGUGGGAAGCGUGCUGGUCAAACUAUCUCACGGAUUAUUUUCAUUUGUUUCUUUGCUUGGCUAUAAUCGCUGUUUAUGCUGACGAUGUUAUUGCACAGGAUUUACGUACGGACGAGAUGCUAUUGCAUUUCAGUUCAUUAGCUAUGUACAUGGAUGGACAAGUAAUUCUGCGAAAGGCUCGUGGCUUACUUCAUCAAUUCAGACAAUUACCUCGCAUCCCAUGCACUCUAUCCGGCUUGUGCAAACGUUGUGGUCCUGGAAUGUGGGACUCCGGCCAUCAUCCUGCUAUUGAGUGUAUUGGUCACACAGACGAAGAGCACUGUUCGCUAGCUGUAGACUAAAGAAGGGGAAAUUAAAUUUAAAUAUUUUUUACAUUUGAUUUAUAUAAUUAUGAAAUCUUCUAUUUUGCGAACUAGAUAUUCUAAAUAGUAGUUGUUUUUUGGAUGGCUUGCGAAAAGGAUUUAAACGGUGAUUGAGAAUUAAUUCCAGAGUAUGGCGUUUUGUAUUGACACAAAAAAAAAAUCUGAAUGUAAACUUGUCUUAUAGAAAAAUAAUGGAAAAUUUAUGUUGGCUAUAACCAAAUCAUGCAAAACGGAAGAAUAAAUAGAAUACAAUGAAUAGAGGAUACAGAAUUAAUAUUUGCAUCACAGGGAGAGAAACCACGUAAUUGCAGUAUGUGCGUGCGUGAAUUUCUAUGCCGAAAGAAUUAGUGUUAGAUAGACCGUGUAUGUGUUUGUGCUAGCCGAAGACGAGACAACCCAUUCUCAACUAAAAAUAAAAACAAUUCUGAAGGAAUACAAAUUCACGGACGUACUGCGAUUGAGCGGUUUCUCUCCUGUGAUGCACAAAAUUUUACAUGCUUCAGCACCAAAAACCGUUUAUUUCAUCAAUGACGCAUUUUUUCGGUGCUCUCAGCAUGUAAAACAUUGAAUGUUUCUCGGACGAAAAAUUAAAAGUUUCGUUUUUGCCUGGGUAUUGACCUCGGCUUCGGCUCGUAUCAACAAACUUAAGGUGAAAACUCGUCUUUUCAACUUGUCCGUCCUUGUGACGUUAAUAGCUAUUACAUACAUCAUGUUACGAACACCACAAAAACCCAAACAACAAUGAGAUGCAGAGAGAGGAGAGAGAGAAUAGUGUGUUACGUACCUGCGGGAAAAUUUGCUUACUCACGAGGGGGAAGUUUGUGUCCCGAGCCGAAGGCGAAGGAUAUAAUCUUCAGAGUAACCUAAAAGACGAUGGUUUUGCAUAGCUUUCAGCUUGUACUUUCGUAACAUGGCGCGUGUAAAAUGAAUUACUUGUAUAAACGAAAGUAUGAUCAUUAAAAUGGACGAUUUCAUAAUGAAAUAUAUGUUUCAGGUUUCGGCCACUUGUCUGUAAAUGUAUUCAACAAAAACGAACAAACAAAAAUCAAUGAAAAAACAAAACAAAAUCUCUGAUUAAUUUCAAAGUAUAUUAAUGACUGUUUAUCUUUAUAUAAAAUAAAAUAACAAUUAUUACCAAAAGUUAUAUGAUGCAUUUGAGGCUGAGUUAUAAACAUAAUAUCGAUAAUAAACAUAAAUAUAGUCACAGUGAUGUUGAAAGCGCUUAAAAACACAAAAUUAUAAACGCAAAAUAUAUUUAUCUGAGGAAAA